Oenanthe melanoleuca is the source of this 1889-nucleotide messenger RNA. RefSeq names its product polyamine modulated factor 1 (gene PMF1). Gene Ontology annotation, cellular component: MIS12/MIND type complex. The record is from RefSeq and is a predicted model, not a curated record. The transcript is spliced from 5 exons. The coding region runs from base 250 to 873 and encodes 207 amino acids. Lineage: Eukaryota; Metazoa; Chordata; Aves; Passeriformes; Muscicapidae. Gene Ontology annotation, biological process: chromosome segregation.
AGAGCCCAGUCGCUGGGGGCAGGGCGGGCAUUCCGAGGGGACUGCCGAGAUAAGGACGGUUUGUCACGCGGUUUCGCUUCAGGGCCGGCCGCAGCUUCUUAUCGGUUUUUGUGGCGCUUUGGGUUCGAACCGGGAGCGGCCGGGCCGGGGCCGCGCUCUGUUCCCGCGCUCUCUUUGUUCCCGCGCUCUCUCUCUUUGUUCCCGCGCUCCGUUCCCGCGCUGGCGGCGGAGGGGGCGGGGCCCCGCGCCAUGGCGGCGGCGGGCGGCGAUGGCGGCGCGGGCCCGGCGGCGGAACCGGCGGCGGAGGAGCCGGGGGCGGGUGGAGGCGGCCCGGCCCCGGCGGAGCGCCCGGGUCGCGCCCAGGUGUUCGCCACCGUGGUGGACACGUUCCUGGAGAAGCUGGUGGCCGCCGGCAGCUACCAGAGGUUUGUCAACUGCUACCGCUGUUUCUACAAGCUGCAGCCCCAGCUGACCAAGAGCAUUUAUGAUCAGUUCAUCUCCCAGCUGCAGACAUCCAUAAAGGAGGAGAUCCAGGAGGUGAAAAAUGAAGGGAACCUGGAGGGACUCUUCAGUUCACUGGAUAAGAUCGUGGAGGAGGCAAAGGACAGGGAAGAGCCAGCGUGGCGCCCCAGCGGGGUCCCCGAGCAGGACGUGCGCAGUGCCAUGGUGCCCUACCUGCUCAAGCACCGCUCCCACCUGCGCAGGGUGCUCAGGGACAGGGAGCAGGAGCACAGGAAGGUGGCUGAGUCUGUGCUGCUGGGCAGGGACAGGAUUGCAGAGCUGCAGCAGCUGAUCCAGGCUCGCCAGCAGGCCUGGCAGGAAAUCAGUAAGGAGCACCAAGAGCUCAUCAUGACAUUCCAGGAGCCCCAGUGAGGCUGCAGGAUGUCCCACAGGCUCUGCUGAGACAGUUCAUCAUCCCAAAGCACUGAUGGGACAAGGUGUGGCACAACCCAAACUGAAAACCACCCUGUCAUGCCACUGGACACUGCAGAGGGACUGAAACAGCUGCUGGCCUGGCACAGUUUGAUCAGAUCUGGUGCAGAAAUUAAAAGACAUUGGGACCUUUGGAAAUGGAUGGCAAUUCUGUAUUUCCUACCCAGCUAGACAUAUAGGAAUGUCACAAAGUGUGUCUGUGCUCUCAUCUGCCCCACUCAGUGCUGUGACAGGCCUGAUUUUGCAGAUAGGAGGUUUUGUGGCUGUUUCAGGUGUGCAUUAGACAAAGCCUAAGCCCUAAGCCAGGCUGUGCCCAGGCCUGAGGAGCACACACACCUGAGGGUGGGUCACAGUCACUCCUGCCUGUCCCUGCAGGUUUAUUCUGUCUCCAUGUGUUCAAACCACUGCCCAUUGCACCAGUUCCUUGUUACCAUUCAUUCUGUUCCCCAAGUUACUCUCCAGCCCUGGUGUCCUCCCUGCAGCCUGGGGUACCCAGGGUUUGUGCAGAGGUUGGAAUGGCCCUGCCUCCACUCUGGGCUUGUGGCACAGGGCUUUAAUGUUCUAGAACCAGACUGGCUUUCCCCACCCAGAGUUUGUGUUCUGCCUCAUGGGAAGUUUGUGGGUUGGGGAAGCCAAGGCUCCCAGGAUCUCCCUGGCAGAGUGAUGUGUGCCUCCAGCAUGAGCAGCUGUUCCUUGGGGCUGGCCAGGGAAUGAGGAGGGUCCCCCACACCUGGUGAGGACUCAGAGAGGUUCUGAGUCCAUCAGGCUCUGGGGGCAGCAGAUUCUGUGCUCUGCACCCCAGGGGGAGGCUGUGCCCUGUCUGGGAGCAGCUGUGACCACUCACACCACACCCCAACCUCUGUUUGCAAUUAGAGCCCUGAAGAGAGGCUGCAGCAUUUCCUCUCUGCCUCCAAUUGCUGUGCUGGAAUCUCAAUAAACUGGAGCUGUUGUUCCCA